Messenger RNA from Schistosoma guineensis, 2868 nucleotides. Lineage: Eukaryota; Metazoa; Platyhelminthes; Trematoda; Strigeidida; Schistosomatidae. The record is from the annotation of a GenBank genome assembly.
AAUUGACUGAAGAUGAUAGAGAGCCGACCUUCGACGAGCUCACUCAGUUUAUCGCAUCGCGUGCGAGAGUGGCUUGUAGUAGAUUUGGACGGUUAGCAAACAGUUCUAGAAAAGGACAUAACGUAAAGACGAACUGUCACGUGCAAUCAGAGCAAGGGAAUAGUUCGACAAUGAAAACUAAAUGUAGUAUGUGUUCCUACGACCAUGCCAUUGAUAAAUGUCCACAGUUCUUAGCGCUUACAGUUCAAGACCGAUGGUCUCACGCUAAAAGCAAGGGUAUCUGUUUCGUCUGUCUUAGACAAGGACAUAAGGUUAAUGAAUGUAAGAUGACAAGGCUCUGUAAGGUUGACAGUUGUGAGAGGAGACAUCACGCUCUGCUGCACACUGACUCGACAAGCAACGUCGUAAAUGAUAAGCCAUCAUGCCCGGAAUAUAGGAAAAGAGUUGUUAAUCAUACCAGUAAGAUACAGACAUUAGAGAACGAAAUACGUAAGCCUUAUGACGUAGAGUUUUCAGAUGCUUAUUCAAGUGAUAAAUCAUUAUCAGUAGACGACAAGGUGGCUAUAAAGAUUGUGGAAGGUGGCAUGCGCUUCGGCAACGGUCAUUUUGUAGUUUCUAUACCUUGGAAAAAGAAUCCAGAUAUGAAAGUGGAUAACUGUGAAGUAGCAAAUCGUAGAUUACAAGGUUUGAAGGGUAUGUUGUCGAAGGAUGUCAGUCUGCACAUCAAGUAUAUCAAAAGUACUGAAAGUGAUUUUACUAAGACUUAUGCGGAGAGGGUCUUUGAAAUAUAUCUGCAGUCUUAUUAUCGCCCUCGAUGGUAUUUACCUCACCGUGCAGUAUUAAACAUGAAAAAACCAGAUCUUAGAGUGGUCCUUGAUUGUGCCGCCCAGCUUGCAGGGGUUCCCCCAAAUGAUAUGAUUUAUCAAGAACCCGAUACCACUGCUGAGUUAAGGUGUAUAUUAAUAAGUUUUCGCAAGGAGGCAGUUGCAAUCCCUGCAGAUGUUGAAGAAAUGUUCAUGCAAGUGAAGGUCCCUGAGUCUGAUCGAGGAGCUUCAAGAUUUCUGUGGUGGCAGGAGGGAGACAUGUCAAGGGAACCAUCCGAGUUUCAAAUGACAUCCCAUCCAUUUGAUGCCACAUCCUCGCCGUUUCGUGCGAACUUUGCCUUGAAUAAGACGACCCAAAUAUUCUUGGACGGUUAUGAUGGUUAUGUUGUAGAUGAUGUCAAGAAUAAUUUCUAUGCUGAUGAUUGCUUGAUAUCCAUUCCCACUUGUGAUCAAGCAAAGAGUUUCGUUAAGCAGAUAAGUGAAUUAUUAUGUAGAGGAAGUAUACAAAAAAUGACCGAUCUUGAAUCUUGGUUCAAAUGUCCUACUUUAUUGCAUGACGAAUUUUAUAUAACAAUCACUGACUGUCCGGAACCUACUCCUGACGAUAUUGAAUUUAGAAAACCUGCUGUGGUUAACUUGAGUAGUAUGAAGUACAACAUGACACCUAUUCUGUCUUAUUAUUCCGAGUGGUUGAAAUUAGUCAGAGCUGUAACCUGGUUUAGAAGGUUCAUCGAAUUCCUGAUGGUACUUCGUUUACCGAGUUGUGAAGGAUCCGUUCAUCUAGGAUGUUUAAAGGUUAAAGAGCUUGAGAUUGCCAAGCGUAAGAUUUUAUUGAUGGUUCAGAGAGAAGUGUAUGGAGAAUUACUUAGUGAAUUUAAGAACAGCAGUAAAGUAGUAAGCCAUGAUGAUCUGAAAGGUUUAUCGUUGAUGAUGCUUGAUGGGUUACUCUGCGUUGGAGGUCGACUAAGAUACUCAGAUUUCCCAAAUGCUUUUAAACAUCCAGUAAUUUUACCCAGUCGACACUUAGUGACGGAAAUGAUAGUUAGACAUUGUCAUAAAGAACAAGGACAUAUAGGGAGAUCAUUAGAAAAAGGGUAUGGAUAUGUGUUUACUUGUUUGCAAACAUGGGCAGUACAUAUUGAAAUGAUGUGUAAUUUGAUUUCUGAUUCAUUUUUAAUGGCUCUAUUACGCUUUAUUGGAAGAAGAAGGAAACCUCCAGAGAUUUACAGUGUCAGUGCGUCAAGCUUCGUGGGGACAGUUUCUGAGUUAAGCAAGUUUGUGCAGCAGUCGAAUCAGAAGAUAAACAUUGAAUUGUCAGCGAGGCCCUCAUCCAACAGCAUGGGUGGAGUUUGGGGAAGAGUGAUUAGGUCUAUAUCACGACUGUUAUCGUUGACCACCAGAGAACAGGUGAAGCAGGUCUCCUUGAAGCUUUGGAUUAGUCUUUGUUGUUAUUAAUGUAGUUAGGUCGAGUAGGCGUACUGUUGUAAGUCCUACUCGUUCCUAUGAUGUGAUAUGUUAUAUAAUGAACCAUGACCGUAGGCAUCAAGGUAGCUUGUGUGGUAUGGAGGGAUUUUGGGGACCGGUGUAAGAUCCAUUUUGAAGGUUUUGUGUGUUGGUGAAAAUCCCUCCAUGUAUAUACUUGUACUUUGUUCCUAUUGAUUCCCUUAGUUGUACAUUGUUGUAUUUUGAUUACAUUUGAGUUGUUAAUACUUGUAUUUUUUAUUAUAGUUUUUGUUUUUCUUACGCAUUCACUAAGUUUGUGUUUCUUCCUGAACUGCAUCUGUGUUGUUUUACUUGACACUUGUUCUUGGCGGUAGCCAUAUUGAUUUGUUCCUCCUGUUGUGUGUGAUCUAUCCAGCCAGGAUAGAAUAACGUUGAUUUGUUGUGAUUGGUAAUUUUUCCUCAUCUUCUAUCAACUUCUUUAUUAUUGUAAUUUAGAUUUAAUUGAUUGAACAAUCAUUGGUUGAAUAGCCGGGUGAUAAUAUUUGUUUAGGUAAUGAUUUACAUUAAAUUUAUUAUGAAUUAUAGAACCGCUAGUUACCCG